CCCCACCGACAGAUAUUUUUCUCCCGUAUGCUACCAUCUAUCCGUCUGAACGACGCAUAAAUCUGACCACAACCGUUGAUCGCACAACUUAUCCAUCUCUUUUGUUUAUGGUUUUUUUUACGACCAGGAUUCCGUAUAUGUAUAAGUAAAACAGAAUUCUCUCGCGCCGAUCCCGACACUGUCCACUUGCUGCUUGGAUCACUCGUGCAGUCACCUCUGAGAUUGAGCUUCGGAUAUCGUGUUUUGUUGUGUUUUCACGCUGGCGUUGGUGUUUUAUAGUGCUUUUGUGUGUUUUAGCAUUUCCGACGGAGCAAGGUGCAAUAUUGCUAUGACGGUGCCUUUCCCUGAUUGGGAUUUCCACCUGACGCUUCGAAACUAACAAUAGGCAGUAAAAGCAUUCAUGGAUAUUCUCGAGCCCGACGAAAACAAACCAUCACGAGAAACCCCUAAAGAUCAGAAAACGCCUCUUAGCCGUUAUAUCCAUGCCAACGUGAGGAAUGGAGGAGGAAAUCUUGAAAAUGCCACGAGUUUUUUCUACGGCGGCGAGUAGACAUUUAAUUCCACGCCUUAGUUUCUAUGCUACGAUAGGGCUAUUUUUACUUUGUUUGGUGCCCAUUGAUACUUCGGCCACCGGCCAGCCACUAGAGAGGCUUGUUCUACCUCAUAAAUCAGGACGAGAGUUGCGAUUCAACAAGAACGGAGAGUUUAAAAUCCUUCAAGUAGCGGAUAUGCACUAUGCGGAUGGUAUCCUGACGCCGUGUUUAGAUGUGGAUGAGGAGCAGGCCCUCACUUGCACAGAUCUCAACACCACUGCUUUCAUAGAGCGAUUAAUUCAAAACGAGAAGCCUGACCUCAUAGUCUUUACAGGGGACAAUAUAUACGGCAACGACAGCUCCGACCCGGAAAAAUCCCUGAACGCGGCGUUCGCCCCUGCAAUUGUCGCGGGGAUCCCGUGGGCUGCUGUGCUGGGGAACCACGAUGACGAGGGCUCCUUAUCCAAAAAGAUGAUAAUGGAGCAAAUCGCCGGGAUGGACUAUUCCGUGUCUCGAGUCAACCCUCCCGGCGAAUCGGCCAUCGACGGCUUCGGCAACUACAAUCUGGAGGUUGGAGGAGUCAAAGGCUCGACUUUUGAGAACAAAUCAGUCCUGAACCUUUACUUCCUCGACAGUGGGAGUUACUCUACCAAUCCGAUCAUCCAAGGAUACGACUGGGUCAAGCUUUCCCAGCAGCUCUGGUUUCGACGCAUUUCGGCCGAGCUCCAGGAGGCCUACAAAAAAGAACCAGAGCCUCAGGAACUAUCGGCACCCGCACUCGCCUACUUCCACAUCCCGCUCCCUGAAUUCGGACAAGUCAACAACUCCGAAGGAACGAAAUUUGAAAACAUCUCCUCCGCAUCCGUCAACUCAGGCCUCUUCACAACAAUGGCGGAGGCAGGGGAUGUGAAGGCCAUCUUCACAGGUCACGAUCACUUGAACGAUUUCUGCGGUGAUUUAUACGAGAUGCAUUUGUGCUAUGCAGGAGGGGUUGGCUAUCACGCCUACGGGAUGGCUGGAUGGCCCAGGAGAUCGAGGGUCGUAUUGGCAACUCUAGAGAAAACUGAGGAUGGGAGCUGGGGAGGUGUUCGGACGAUUCGGACGUGGAAACGCCUGGAUGAUCCAGAUUUUAGCAAAAUAGAUGAACAGACUCUUUGGAGCAAGUUUGACGAGCCACCAGCAACAGAACAACCACUUGUCAAUUUAGAAAAAGCCUUCGACAACUGUUGAAAUGCUUCUUUUAGAAAUAUGUAUGCACUGAUCCUUUGGAAAAGGUUUGAUGAGACACCGUCAUCUUUAGAAUAAUCCUAGUCCUUUAGCAAAAUAGAUGAACAGACUCUUUGGAGCAAGUUUGACGAGCCACCAGCAACAGAACAGCCACUUGUCAAUUUAGAAAAAGCCUUCGACAACUGUUGAAAUGCUACUUUUAGAAAUAUGUAUGCACUGAUCCUUUGGAAAAGGUUUGAUGAGACACCGUCAUCUUUAGAACAACCCUAGUAACGACUGUUGAAACGACUCUCAAAAACUCCUCAAUUUUAAAAGGACAAUAGUUAAAAAACAGUUGUAGUGUUCACUUUAGGAGACCCUUCUUGCCUAUUUAAGUAGGUAAAUUUUGUGUGAGAUUUAAGUAAAAAAGUGUUGAGCCUCGCUAAAAAUAUCGACUGUAGUUUUUCAACAGUAAACAUGAUUUAUAAAAAUCAAAAAAA
Molecule: messenger RNA, 2239 nt
Organism: Bemisia tabaci
Lineage: Eukaryota; Metazoa; Arthropoda; Insecta; Hemiptera; Aleyrodidae
Source: RefSeq, a predicted model, not a curated record